UACAACUCUCUAAUGCUGUGUUAAGCUAAGAAAAUCAAAAUUUGCAGCUUUUAUUUAAAAAUUUAUUAAUGCGAAAUUAGUGUGCGGACGAAAGUAAAAGUUUUGGUAAUCACGCGAUUUAGUUCGGAAGGUAUGUUCAGUAGAUAUCAACAUUUCGCUGUAGUGGAUGUGAGCGUCAAUCCAAGUGCAUAACUCGCUGUAUUUCUGCAACAAUUGCAUUACCUGCUUAGCGGCUAGUUGGAUUAUACAGGAUUUCUGACUUUUCCUGACAACAGUAAUAAUAAAAUUGUUGCAUUAUGUCCAAUUUUGAGAAGGAAAUUGUGGAUGAUUUUUUUAAAUCAUUAGAUAAUGUAGCUAUUAAUCUUCAUUCCAAGAAGAAAAUUAGCUCAGAAAUUAAUAAUGUGGAGUUGAAGAAACAGCCUGAGCAGCAGUUGGUCAAUGUUGUUGAUGUUAAAGGCGUAGACGAUCCAGGAAUAUCUCAAGUAGUAGUCAAUAGUGACAAGGUUUCAGAAGUAAAGCCGUUAGUAGGUGCUGAAAUUGAAUUGACCACCCCAGUCACUGAUAUGAAACCAGGUGCAGAACAUGGCAUAAUUCCAAAAACCAAUCUUGGCGUCAAAGUUAAUGACUCAAAAGUCAAGGUUUCUGUAGCUGUUAAUCCUCGUGUAGAAAAGAAAGUUGUCUUAGAAAUUAACAACAUGAAGUUAGAAGAUCAGUCUGAGCAGCAGUUGGUCAAUGUUGACGCGAAAGGCUCAACUUAUCCAGAAGCUCAAAAAGUAGUCAAUAGCGAUGAGGUUUUGAAAGUAAAGCCGUUACUGAUAGAAGAAAUUGAAUUGACCACCCCAGCCGCUACUGCUAAACCAGGUAUAAGAUCAGGUGUAGAACACGGCGCAAUCCCGAAAACUAAUUUUGGCGUCAAAGUUAAAAACUCAAAAGUUGAAGUUUCAACAGUCAAAAAUAUCGUCUCCAACGAUUCCAGUUCAUCUUCAACCAGUGAUAUCGAUAUAACAGAAACCACUGCUGAAAUGUUGUAUGUACGUUGUUUAUAUAAUCGAUUAUCAAUAGUAAUGGAUGAUUUUAACGAAAUGAAGGAAAUAGUUUCUGGACGCGAUCGUUUUGAUGAAGACAAGUUUAUAAAUUCAUGCCGCUUCUUUGAUUUCAGUGCGAAAUCAUUUUACAAUUAUCUACUCAAAGCCCGUGAUAUAAUUUCUGAAAGUAAAUUUAAAAACUUUAAAGUAAUGUUGGAUGAAUAUUUUAGUUUAAAUCUGCUGUUACGCAAAAGAGUCCUCACAAAAAGUAACAUUAAGCUAACUGAUAAGCUAAAGGUAUAUCUAACUUCUAACGAGAAAGACUUUGAGCGUAAAAAUUGGACUCAAGUACAUCGUGAAAAAACGCAUAUUAUUUUACGUGAGGAUGACCUUCAAAAGACCAUGAUUGAAUUAGCUAAUCUUAUAGAUUGUUUAGUGGAAAUACAAGGUAUAUCUCAAACGCUUUAUAUUAGAGAUUGUACGAACACUGUGUUUCUGUGCGGCCCAACCGUAAAGUCUGCUUUUGUUAAAGAUUGUUACAAAUGUACAUUGUUUCUUGCAUGUAAACGUCUUAAGAUUGAGAACUGCAAAAGAUGUGACUUUUAUGUGCAAGUAGUGCAAGACACAACUCUGGAACAUUCAAAAAAUAUAAGAUUUGGUUACUACGAAUAUUGUUAUCCUAAAAUUGAAUCUGAUUUUAAGAAGGCUCGCCUGUGCAUGUAUGAUGAGGGAAGUAGUGUAAUUAAUGACUUGAGCUACGAGGAAUCUAAACCACCUAAUUGGAGCUAUUUCGAUGAUUUAGGUGAUAGACCAACAUCAAAAGAGUUUAAGAUGAAAGUUAUAGCAGGCUUACGCCAGGAUACUGAAAUAAUUGAUGAUGAAGCACCAUUCAUAUGUGUGCCAGGAGCUGAAACAAAUCCUGAGUUGUUCGAUGUCAAAUCUAUUGGCCAAACCACCAUUCCUAAGAUUGGUAGUGUUGCAGACAAUACAAGCAUUACUAAGAACGCAGUAUUCUUUGAAGAGUUAGCAAAGCAAAAGAGUGGGAUUACUAUACCUUUAAGUUCUUCACAAGUCAAAGAUAAUAAUUUAACAAUUUUCGACAAUCCAGCAACAAGUGUCAAGCAAGUGCAAACUAAACAUUCCCAAACAGUUGACAUGGUUGGUUCUAAAAAAACUGCAAUCGAUAAAGACAAAUUUUCAGAUACGUUAAAUGCAAGCCCAAUAGUCCCCAAUCUUUUUGCUGUGGAAAACAAAGAAAAUCGUGGUAUAAAUAAGGAUCUUGCCAUUAAGGAGCAAAAACAAAGCAAAGCUAUUUUAUCUUCAAAUGAUUCAUUACAUAUUGAUCCAACCAGGAAGGACACAUAAAAAUAUAUUAUUUAAAAUAGAAUUGUUA
Messenger RNA from Teleopsis dalmanni, 2418 nucleotides. RefSeq lists its product as uncharacterized. The transcript is spliced from 4 exons. Gene Ontology annotation, biological process: post-Golgi vesicle-mediated transport. The record is from RefSeq and is a predicted model, not a curated record. Gene Ontology annotation, molecular function: GTPase activator activity. Bases 297 to 2390 code for a protein of 697 amino acids. Gene Ontology annotation, cellular component: cilium; periciliary membrane compartment. Lineage: Eukaryota; Metazoa; Arthropoda; Insecta; Diptera; Diopsidae.